Limulus polyphemus (Atlantic horseshoe crab) is the source of this 1095-nucleotide messenger RNA. RefSeq lists its product as uncharacterized. The record is from RefSeq and is a predicted model, not a curated record. Lineage: Eukaryota; Metazoa; Arthropoda; Merostomata; Xiphosura; Limulidae. Bases 113 to 802 code for a protein of 229 amino acids. The transcript is spliced from 5 exons.
UCUUUUCGAUGGGUGUUUACAUAGAUAUAUUAGGCACAGACUCGUCUGAGAAGCCAGAUAAUCAAGAACGACGUAUAGGAAGAAACUGAAUAAUUUUACCCGAGUUCUAAUAAUGAAGAUUUUGUACACUCUGGGGCUUUUGUUAGUUGUCGCAACCUACGAAGUAUACACCCUGGAAUGUCACAUGAGAGAGCUAGAUAUCUGUGCUGCUUCUUUGCUUCUGUUUAACCAGGAUGAUGAUGUUGCCCAGUCUGAGGACGAACUAGACAUACAAUGCUCAUACAUCCGAGAGGCCCAGCAAUGUCUCCAGAAUUAUACAAAUCAUUGCAUGACUCCUAUUCAGAGGGAGCUGAUGGAUUUUACUAGCGAAGGAUCUCAGAAUUUGCUUAAAGACUAUUGUACCGUUGGCUCCGAAAUCAGGAACAAUUAUUUGAAAAAUUCUAACUGUCUCAACGAGGCUAACAAAGAAGCGAGGUCUUGUUUAACAGACUUGCAAGCAGCACUAGAUGCUAUUGGAAAUGCUGAGUUUAACAGUCGUGUAACCACUGCUUGUUGCGGAUACCAAAGGUACAUGGAAUGCGUUAGAGAAACGAUUAACAGAAAGUGUGGAGCAGAUUUGGUUAAUUUUACACAGGAACUCUUAAGAAUGGCCGUUUCUCGUCUUCCAGACAUCGUCUGUUCCGGUUAUGAACCUGAUAGUAGCGUAUGUAAAGAUGCACUUCCACCUCCAGGCACGCCACCAAUAGGCAGUAAUUCUAACUCUCCCCUGUCUCGCCUCUUUAGCGCUUACUUUCCAGAAUAACGUAGUGCACUAUGAAAAAUAGUGUUAACAACGAUUGUUAUAAAAGCUAAAUGGGUAAUUUUGGAUGGGCUUUGAUCUUUCAAAAAAUAAAUAAAUAAACAAUGUUUGUAAAAGAAUGAAAACGGUACAAGAUGGUGUUCCCUCAGUUCAAUUAUUUUUGUAUUGUGACCUCACUACUAUUCAAACUCUCCUUUCGUGAUUGAAAAUUUGUAAUACUGUUAAACGUUUUGAGUGGUAAAGACGACUCUUUGCCUGUUUAGGUUUAAAUGUCAAUAAAACAAUUUUUAAUUACA